This is a messenger RNA of Botrytis cinerea B05.10, 1851 nucleotides long. RefSeq lists its product as hypothetical. NCBI's taxonomy places the organism in Eukaryota, Fungi, Ascomycota, Leotiomycetes, Helotiales, Sclerotiniaceae. The coding region runs from base 395 to 1684 and encodes 429 amino acids. The transcript is spliced from 4 exons. The record is from RefSeq and is a predicted model, not a curated record.
GGUGUCUGUCAUAUUGAUAUGUGAAUCUUUCUCAAUGUUUUUAGAGCUAGCUGGAAGCAUUUUUAACCAGUUUCUAACAGUGGAAUCCAAGAAAGAGCAGCUGACAAUCUCAAGCUGCUGGCAUCAUUUAUCGUUGAAAAUUCACUCAUGUCUACUACUUUGCACUCUAGCGGCCAAAAUCGGAAUAUCUUCUUAGUUCACGCGCAACAUAAGCCGCAGCAGUUUCAUGUUUUAUGUAACCACUUCAUAACGGUACUGUCUUCCACCUGAUAAUUUGACAACGAGGUCGAAGAAAUUUACAAGCUUUUGGUUCAAUAAUUUGCUGCGGCCACUGCACAUUCUCUACUUCUAUCAUCUGGCUAUUCAAGGAAUAAAAAGCUGCUCCUGAACGAAAAUGAAUCCGCAACCAGAUGGUUUGGCCUCGCAGGAGCCGCAGACUGCAUCAAACAAGUCAGCAUCAGAAUCAGAGUAUGUUUUUACCCAGACCUCUGUUUUGAGUACACUUGAUCGAAAGGUCUUGAACAAGGGCCUUCGAACGCAAUGGAGAUUUUUCUCCGAAGACGAUAAAAUGUUUGGCUCGUUGGAUAUUCGAGGCGGUUAUGUCGCUCAUGAUAUGGGAAACUGGCGCCAAAAUGUUUCAUCGUCUAGCCCUAAAGACAUCCUGAAUUUGAAGCGAAGUCUAGCUGCAAAAGUAUUUCACUUCUGGGAGAAAAAUCCAGACCCAGCAUGGAUUCCGGGCGCAAAAGAAGAACAAGCAUUCGUAGAGGCUUACGAGAAUAUGGUUAAAGUUAUGCAAGACACACCUGCAGAAGAAGCCGACAAAUAUUCGACUUAUAUGGAGCAUCGUUUGCGCUUGGCAACUUCAAAUGAUGGCGGAAAGACUCUUGGUCCUCUUUUACAUGAAGUACUUUCGAAUAAAGUAAGCAACCCUGAAAUGGAAAUUGCCGCUUUUCAAGCAGCACAAGCCCUAUACCCUGAAACAUAUGUCAAGCUCGAUGCCAAAAGUUCCAUGGACGUCGACUAUUCUCAAAAUGAAACCUGGAAGAAUUCGAGUAAAGUGGCAGUAAGGAGUUUAGACGGCAGAAGCCUUGCGCUAUUUACAAAUCAAUCUUUGGGCAAGAGAAAGAGAACUUCUGUCGACGAAGACGAUGGUGAUAUGAAAUUGGAGGGCAACGGCAGUAAUAAAAGUCUUAAUACUGUAACAGCCGGUAGCUCUGGUGUCCAUACCAAACCGCUUCAAGAUUGGAAGUCCCAAUUUCAAUCGAUCUUGAAGCAAGAUAUCGAGAAUUGGACAGUGCGAGCAGACAAACACCUGGCAAAGCAAUCGCAACUUUUUCAAAAGAGGAAGAAGCUCUAUAGUUGGAUGAAACCUGGAAAAGAUGAAUAUGAUACAGAAGCCUCGGAGAAAGGCGAUGCAGAAACGUCCACACCUUUCGGCACUCAAACCUCUGGUCUUCGUACUUCUCGACUGCGCACUUUCGACGCUGGAAAGUUAAACACUCGAAGUCCUAGAAUCUGCGCCUGGGAUAAUUACCCUGAGUUUGAGUUGUCAGAUUUCACAACACCGCUCACUUUACUCAGCCAGCCGAACAAGAGAAGAAAAAUGACAGAAGCAGAGGUCGAGGGGCAAGAUGCUAAAUUUACACUUGAUAUUAGUGGGCCGGAUUGGGUACGAAAAUGGUGAUAGACUGGAGGCAUAUUAUGAAUGGGGAUUUCACCGCAAAGCGGGCACUGAAAGAUUUCUUUCCUUUCUGUAUUCCGCUGUGAAUAAUUUGGGGUAAAAGUUUCGUAGGUUAGGAAUUUGAGUACGUUAGUGACACCACAUCAAUAGCGAAAUAAAAGUAUGUUCUA